ACCAUCGCACCAGCCAUGGCGAGACCCAGUGCCCUCAUCCUUCUGCUGCUGCUCUUCCUUCUCCCUGGAGUCUCCCCCAACUGCUACACGGGCACAGCUGAGGAGUGCGAUGAGACCGUGGACUUCGUGCCCGCGCACAGCUUGGUGGGGGAGGGCAUCGACGUGACCACGCUGGAGUGGACGGGGGCCAAUCUGGUGGACACCAGUCUGUGGCGCCGCCCAAAUGGCACCUGCACCCUAUGCGAGAACCAGCUGCAGGGGAGACAGCACCAGAGGCUGCCGCUGGCCGUGGUGGACUGGAGAGUCCAAAUCUUGUGCAACCGGGACCUCAGCAGCUCAGUGAAAGAGUCAGCCGCAGCAGUGGGCCGGGCACUGGCGUUGGAUGUGAACAAUGACUGGAUGUCAGAGCUGGAGCUGCUAGAGGAGUCCCGUGGCCCGGCCUUGGGGGGGUCCAAAUCCCAGCUCACCAGCUACGCUUACCAGAAGGAGCUGCAGGACAAGUACAUGUUCGUGCGCCAAGAGAUACCCUGUGUGUAUUACAGGUUGAGGCUCACUCAACACCCCCCAUUGGCGCCCCAGUUCUCCCAGGCCCUGAGCAGCCUCCCAUCUAGCUAUGACUCAGCUAUAUACCGACCCUUCCUGGCCACGUACGGCACCCACUACGUGAGGCAGGCGGACCUCGGGGGGUACAUGCGGCGGCUGAUAGCCAUCCAGACCUGCCGGGCAGUGCUGGACGGGCUGACAGCUGCUGACAUCAAGGCGCGCCUCGAUUCACAGUUCUUGAAAGACCUGGGCCUGAGUCAGACCAGCAAGCAAAGCAGCCAGAGUGAGGAGAGCUCCCAGAUGCCCUACAUGGAGAAGCGCAUCCAGGUGAAGGGUGGCCACAGCUACUCCAAGCAGCUCCUCUCCACCAAGCAAGACGCCAACUCCUUCUCCACCUGGAUGGAGAGCCUCAAAGCCAGCCCCGACCUGGUCUCCUACUCUCUGAUGCCCAUCCACACCCUGGUGAGACCGGGCAACCGCCGACGGGAGGUGCUGAGGCAGGCAAUAAAGGAGUACGUGGCUGAGCGGGGGCACAAGAAGAGUUGCCCUCGUAGCUGCCCACAAGGGGGCCAGGCCGACGCCUUGGACCCCUGCAAAUGCUACUGCUCUGGCAACCCCAUAACCAACUCCAUGUGCUGUUCACUUAACCGGGGCAUGGCCCGGCUGAAGGUCCAUGUGCUGCAGGGCACAGACCUGUGGGGAGACACCGUGACCAACACCGACGCCUACGUCAGGGUCCUCUUCCAAGGACAGAUCAUGGAGACGGGCCACAUUCGUAACAAUAACAACCCCAUAUGGUCAAAAGACCUGGACUUUGGGCCAGUCAUGCUGCCAGUGAAGCCCGAAUUGAAAAUCGAGGUGUGGGACAAGGACCUAUGGAAGGACGAAUACCUGGGCAACUGCAACACCUACCUUGAGGUCGGCAAGAGCGAGACGCUCACCUGCAGCCUUGAAUACGGCCACUUGGAGUUUUCCUACACACUGGAGUGUGGGCCCAACCUGGGGGGCAACAACUGCCAUGAGUACGUGCCUGUGAGAGGCUGAAGGGAGAGAACCCAGGAGUCCUGGCUCCCAGCCCCCCUGCUCUAACCCACUAAACCCCACUCCCUUUCCCAAGCGUUACCAAGUGUCACAAGAAAACAAAGCGGUUACACCUUUCCAAGCUCACC
This is a messenger RNA of Chelonia mydas (Green sea turtle), 1712 nucleotides long. RefSeq names its product perforin-1-like. Gene Ontology annotation, cellular component: membrane attack complex. Gene Ontology annotation, biological process: immune response. Lineage: Eukaryota; Metazoa; Chordata; Testudines; Cheloniidae. The coding region runs from base 16 to 1587 and encodes 523 amino acids. The transcript is spliced from 2 exons. The record is from RefSeq and is a predicted model, not a curated record.